Spirodela intermedia is the source of this 4219-nucleotide messenger RNA. Lineage: Eukaryota; Viridiplantae; Streptophyta; Magnoliopsida; Alismatales; Araceae. The record is from the annotation of a GenBank genome assembly.
AUGUCCAUCCCCAGAGACUACGCGUCUCCUGCGCUCUCUCUCUCGCUGGUAAGUCCUCCCGUCCGGCGAUCCUUUUACACUUUGAUAGUUCAUCACGUAGCUCUGCUGCCCUCUUAGGCUGGAGUCUACCGGAACGCGGUGAGGGUGGAGGAGGAAGUGGAGGAAGGAGACGAGGAGAGCGGCGGUGGCGGCGGCGUGUACAGAGGCGACACCGUCGAAGUCAGCAGCGAGAACACAGGCACCGGCCGAUCGGAGGAGGACGGAGACGAGGAGGGUCCCCUUGAAGAUGACGGAGAUAUCAGCAGGUCCAAGAACAAGAAGCGGAAGAAGUACCAUCGACACACCACAGAUCAGAUCAAGGAAAUGGAAGCGUAAGUGAUUCCCGCUUCCUCUCUCCAGAAGCGCAAGCAAACCCUAAUCUCCAUGGAACCCUGGAUGAAGAAGCAGAUAUUCCCCCGAACCGCAUCAGCGGGCUUUACCCAUUGACCGGGCUCCGCCGAUGAGAAGCUUCUCGUGCAGCGGGUUGUGGGUAAUUACUCAUCCGAGGGCUUACAGGCCUCCUGCGGGUCAGGCGAUGUGACCCAUGAAGACCUCGGGCUAGGAGAUACGGCCCAUGACGUCCUCGGGCAGGACACAGCCCGGCCCGGAGGACACCCAACCUCUUCGUCUUCCUUUGCGCUUAAGACAUCAGAGUGUCUGCGUCGAGGAGUCACGCAGUAAACGUGCAGGUGUCUUAAGCGCAAAGCAAAUCCUAGCCCCACGGCCACGCCCACAGCAUGAACUGUCAUUGUCCCUGUCGAUGAAAGGGAUUAUCUUCUAGGUCCUUAGAUUUUUCGUAUCUGAAACCACGUGAAUCAUUAAUCCCAUGCGCGGUUUCUAACAACGAACGAUGAGCAACUGCUCAUGUUCCUUUCAACGAUGCGACCUGCAGGUAGGAAAAUGGGUUGCUUCUGUAUAGAAGCAACUAGGGUUUCCUUGCCGACGAAACUGGGCAGAGAAACAGACCGCUUCAUUGAGAUGGAUUCGGAUGAAAAUAGGCUAGUUUUUUAUUUACCCAUGCUUAAUUCUUUACUAUCUUUACUAUGGUUGCUCAGAUUAUUCAAAGAAUCGCCCCAUCCGGACGAGAAGCAGAGGCAGCAGCUUAGUGAUAGACUAGGACUCGCUCCUCGGCAAGUCAAGUUCUGGUUUCAGAAUCGCCGGACGCAGAUCAAGGUGCGGUUCAGGAAACCCACACGCGUAGCUGUUUCUGCAUCAAUCUUAUCAAAAAACCCUAGAAUCGUGCAGUCUUCCCAUCCUUUUAAGAGGAGGGUUUCCCAUGCGUCUGCAGGCGAUGCAGGAGAGGCAUGAGAACUCCUUGAUGAAGUCGGAGAUGGAGAAGCUUCGGGAAGAGAACCGGAGCAUGAGGGAUACAAUCAAUAAAUCAUGCUGUCCCAAUUGUGGGUCUCUGACCUCUUACAGUGACCCGACGAGGACGACGGAGGACCAGCAACUGCGGAUCGAGAACGCAAAGCUCAGAGCUGAGGUGAGAUAAACUCUCACCUGCUCCCGUUAAUGGCGAUCUUCUUACAGCUUGUGGAAGUUUAUUUGAUUCCAUUUUCUGUAUACUCAGAUCGAGAAACUACGAGAAGUUAUAGGGAAGGUCCCGGGGGGAGCGACUGCAUCGUCAUGCUCUCCUGGUCAAGAACAAGAUAAUUCCUCCUCGGUGGAUUAUUACAGCGGGUUCCUCGGCGUUGACAAAUCCAAAAUCUUGGAGCUAGUUGAGCAGGCCAUGGAGGAGCUGACAAGAAUGGCCUCCGCGCGCGAACCAUUGUGGGUCAGAAGCUUAGAGAGCGGAAGAGAGAUACUGAACUACGACGAGUAUCUCAGAGAAUUCUCGCGGGGGGUCUCGAGCUGUCGCCAAGACAGGAGAUCCAUUGAGGCGUCCAGGGAAACAGGAGUCGUCAUCCUCGACGUCGGGAGGCUGGUGCAGUCGUUCAUCGACGUGGUAUGAGUUUCUGAUCCAUUUUUCUUCCAACUAUAAUAUAUCUCUCAUUAAACAUUGUAUAUUAUCUUCAAAUCAUACCAGCUUUCAUCGAAGUCUUUAUAUUCUUGUUUUAGACAAUUCAAUUAGUAGAAUUUAAUCUCGCUGGUCGACGUAACCAGCUUUCAAAUUGCAGGAGAUUGUUUAUUAAGUAAUAAACAAUCACACCGUGAUUGAAAUUCCCAAUGCCAACCCUUUGCGAUAAGCGGUAAUGUGGGCUCUUGAAUACACCCUGAAAAAUCCCACGCUAAAUCGAUCAAAGUUAACCCAUCUUAAUCUUGGUUACAUUGACAAAACGCAUAUUUCUAAGGCAAUGAUAUUGUGUGAGGCGUACUGUUUUGGCUAACAAGAUACAAGUCGACUAAGGGGGGCACCCAAAAAUGAAAAUUUUCCGUUUGAUAGGUAUGUACCUUCUAGCAAUUACUUAGUGUUAGACCACUUCACCCCCCAACCCCUCUCUCUCUCUCUCUCCACUUUCCUUCUCUCAUCAACUCGGCCUCCUCUGCAGAACCAAUGGAAGGAGAUGUUUCCUUGCAUGAUUUCCAAGGCCGCCACCGUAGACAUCAUUUCCAGCGGCGAGGGGGAGAACGGGAAUGGCCUCGUGCAACUGGUAAUCUGUUCCCGUCUUCGGAAGAAGAAAAAACAUUCUUCGAUGUGUUCGUCCGAUGAUCUUGACCCACCGAAGGCGUCGUGCAGAUGUUUGCAGAGCUCCAAAUGAUGACGCCCAUGAUACCGACGAGAGAAAUCUAUUUCGUCAGAUACUGCAGACAGCACAACCCCGAGACAUGGGCUGUGGUGGACGUCUCCCUCGGCGCAGGAGAGGAUAGAAUCGGGUCUUCCCUCCUCAAGUGCAGAAGGCUCCCCUCCGGCUGCAUCAUAGAGGACAAGGCCAGCGGCCACUGCAAGGUGAUGACGCUUCUCUCCUCUUCUUUUCCUUAGAUUACCACAUCCACAGGUGGUACUUACGGUGGGUUUGGGGUUGUCCCUUUCCCAGGUGACCUGGGUGGAGCAUACAGAGUGCCAGAGAGGCCCCGUCCACAGCAUCUACCGGCCGGUCGUCAAUUCCGGCGUGGCCUUCGGUGCGUGGCACUGGAUGGCGACGCUGCAGCUGCAUUGCGAGCGGCUGGUCUUCUCCAUGGCCACCAACGUUCCUACGAAGGACUCUUCCGGUAACCCAUUGAGCCGACCAGAUAGUUUCUUCCACGACUGAAGCGCCCCCCGCCCCCGGAUGGCUGACCUGGUCUUGUCUCGGUUUCCGCAGGGGUGUCUACGCUUGCCGGUAGGAAGAGUACUUUGAAGCUGGCGCAGCGUAUGGCCUUCUCCUUUUGCAAGGCCGUCGGCGCGUCCAGCCUCCACACCUGGACAAGGAUGCCGACGAAGAACGGCGACGACAUGAGGAUCACGUCCAGGAAGAACUUGAGCGAUCCUGGGGAGCCUGGGGGUUUGAUCCUGUGUGCGGUUUCCUCUGUCUGGCUUCCGGUCCCCGCCAGCGCCCUGUUCGACUUCCUGCGGGACGACGCCCGGAGAAGUGAGGUGGGCAUUCGACAGGCGUCUGGUCUUACUCUUCAUCCCUAUUGAGCUCCGAGAUUAACUUUCAGUUUGAUGACCUAAUUCUGCGAACCAGUGGGACAUGCUACCCACGGGAGGCAGCAUCCACACCGUCGCGAGCAUAGCGAAGGGCCAAGAUCGCGGCAACUCGGUGGUUCUCCAAGUAAGCUUCAAGCACCCCUCUUUCUCCACUAACCUGUCCCUCGUCGUUAACAAGCUACGUUAAGCGUAGUCUCUGACCCCGGAGAGGUGCUGCAAGCUCAGGCGGUGAAAGCGGGGGACAGCCGCGACAUCUGGUUCCUCCAGGACAGCUCCACAAACUCCUACGAGUCCAUGGUGGUCUACGCGCCGGUGGACGUCCCCACCAUGCAGUCAGUGAUGAGCGGGUGCGACUCCGGCGACGUCGCGGUACUCCCUUCGGGGUUCUCGAUUCUCCCCGAUGGGCUCGACGCUAGCACACCGGUGAUAUCGAACACGCCGGAGGCGAAGCCCGCGGAGAGCGGCGGCUCGCUGGUGACUGUGGCUUUCCAGCUCCUCGCCGACACUUCGCCUGCGGCGAAACUGACGAUGGAGUCGGUGGAGGCCGUGAGCUCCCUCAUCUCCUCCACCAUACACAAUAUCAAGAAGGCUAUGCGAUGCGAAGACGGCUGA